AUGGAGUUGAGACUGGCCAUAUGGCGUGAAUGCCUCCUAAACCGAGUCGUUGAGAUAGACUAUGCAUGGGAUGAUUGCGGCGUCUUCGGUUCUGAUCCGCCGCCAUACGAGCUGCAUCAAACGACUAAUCUCAACCGACGCGCGCCUGUGAUUAGCAGUGUAUGCCGUGAAUCGCGCCUGGUCGCUUUUGAAGCUGGACAUUUUCGCAAGAAGGGUUUGACCCCGGAGGAGGACUCGUGGAAAUCCAGUAUCCGCGGUGACGGAAGCGCUCUCGACUAUUUAGCUAGGAGGGCAGCUAAGGUUCGCGGGGGCUCUUUUAUGCUUGAUUAUCUUGAUAAUUACCGCGAUAGCGAUGUCGAUAUUGAAGAAAGGAUGAGGGCUCUCAGGAAACUACAACACGGAGUUAUUGUGAUGCGUGUUAUUAUAGUGCAUACCUCGUUAGAGAAUGCGGUGAAGACGGGAUUGUUUGGACUUCUCGGCGAUGCCUGCAUACAGCUUGUCGAUGUAUCCGACAAGACGAGUCUGAAUGCCUUUUUCGAUUUCGCAGAGAAAUUCGAGUCUAAACCUAACGGAUACAUUACUAGGAAGCAAGACUUCUAUAGGGAGACUCCAGAAUCAGUCAAAAAUUCCUCAACGACCGCCUCACGUAUGCAUUUGAUGCCCAAGCUGCUCGGACGUUGCCUCUGCGACCGGCUAUCAUGUUCAAAUUCUGCCCCUACUGGUGCAACCAUUCUAUAG
Messenger RNA from Penicillium subrubescens, 738 nucleotides. RefSeq lists its product as uncharacterized. Bases 1 to 738 code for a protein of 245 amino acids. Lineage: Eukaryota; Fungi; Ascomycota; Eurotiomycetes; Eurotiales; Aspergillaceae. The transcript is spliced from 2 exons. The record is from RefSeq and is a predicted model, not a curated record.